CGUUGUUGGCUUCCUGCGCCGAUUAUGACAGCAAUGGGGGACAGUUAUUCGACAACACCGAUGGGCAUGAUGUUGACUGUCCUGAAGACGACCCGUUCCGCGUGGAUAUCGUGGUCCCAACCUCUCCUUACGAAGUCAAGUUGCCCAUUCCCAAAGCCGAGGCUGCGAACGCGUAUACAGUGC
Molecule: messenger RNA, 183 nt
Organism: Amoebophrya sp. A120
Lineage: Eukaryota; Dinophyceae; Syndiniales; Amoebophryaceae
Source: the annotation of a GenBank genome assembly